Molecule: messenger RNA, 2604 nt
Organism: Stegastes partitus (bicolor damselfish)
Lineage: Eukaryota; Metazoa; Chordata; Actinopteri; Pomacentridae
Product: transcription factor 12-like
Exons: 13
Coding region: 74-1558 (494 amino acids)
Biological process (GO): regulation of transcription by RNA polymerase II
Cellular component (GO): transcription regulator complex; chromatin
Molecular function (GO): protein dimerization activity; RNA polymerase II cis-regulatory region sequence-specific DNA binding; DNA-binding transcription factor activity, RNA polymerase II-specific
Source: RefSeq, a predicted model, not a curated record
GAGACACGGACAGAGGAGCUGUGUGUGGACUGUAUUGUGAAGCUUGGAGUCUUGCACUGAACCAGACAGAGUUAUGUACUGUGCUCAUCCUGUCUCUGGCACAGGCAACAACUCAUUGAUGUACUGCUACAACAUGAAACCAGUUUAUGGGCAGUCUCCCAGCACUGACAACAUCAACCAGAACUCAUUGUCACAUCCGUCAACCAAGGCCCCCAACAAUGUGUUCGCAAGCACAUUCUUCGAGGGGAUGAGCAAUUCACCUGACAUCUGGAAUGCUGUAAACGGGCUGAACCAGCAGGGCUAUGAAGGUGCGCUGGGAGCAGCCACAACCCACCAAACACAGCCGGCCAGCUACAGCAGCCUGCAGCCGACACACAGUCACCUGGAUUACUCUCCGCAUUCGGUGAUGGCUGCUGACAUGAACAGGGGUCUUCCGCCCAUGUCCACCUUUCAUCGCAACAACACAGUAGCUCGCACCCCGUCAAUCAACACCUCAGAGAACUCUGCAGUCUCAGGGAGCCAAGGAAAUGUGUCAGGAGCAUCACAGACAGGCGACACCUUGGGCAAAGCUCUGGCCUCUAUUUAUUCCCCCGAUCACACCAGCAGCAGCUUCCCCUCCAGCUCGUCCACACCGGUGAGGUCUCCGUCUCCGCUGCCGAACGCAGCUGAACCUGCAGGUACCAAUAUGUGGCCCCGCAGCUCCGUUCCGGCACCGGUGUCGCCACAUUAUGAGUCUUCACUUAUAUCACUGUCUCAGGUGGAGGACCGCCUGGACAGACUGGACGAUGUGAUCCACGUCCUGAGGAACCACGCUGUGGGUCCUACAGCCGCUCUGCCCCCCGACAUCCACGGUCUGCUGAACCAGACCCACCACGGCCACCCGGGCUCUGCCAGCACUCUGCCACUCUCCUGUCACCCUCCAGCCAUGGUUGAAGCUGUCAGUAUGAACAACAACCACUCGGCCUUCCAGAGUCGCACACAAAAUGGCCACCCGUACCCGGCCAGACAGAGGGCCACGCUGCAGCCGGCGCAAGGAGGAGGCAGAGGUGGUCUGGGAGUUCAGGGUAAUCUGGAGCUUAAGAUGGAAAGCGUGGAAAGGGAGGAGAUGAUGCACACAAAUCACGGUCACAGCUCCGACAGCCAGAGAUCAGAUGAGGAGAGCGAACACAAAACACAAGGAGACAGCAUCCAUGAGGACGAGGACCUGAGUCCGGAGCAGAAGGCCGAGCGCGAGCGGGAGAGGAGGAUGGCCAACAAUGCCCGCGAACGUCUGCGUGUUCGGGACAUCAACGAGGCCUUCAAGGAGCUCGGUCACAUGUGUCAGCUGCACCUGAAGAGCGAGAAGCCGCAGACCAAACUGCUGGUGCUGCACCAGGCUGUGGCGGUGAUCCUCAGCCUGGAACAGCAAGUCAGAGAGAGGAACCUGAACCCGAAGGCGGCGUGUCUGCGGAGGAGAGAGGAGGAGAAGGCGUCGGCCGUCAUGACCGAUCCUCAGUCCAUGCAUCUCGCUUUCCAUCCCAGUCUGACAGACCCGGCAAACCCCAUGGGCCACCUCUGAGCACCCGAUAGUGACCACAUCAAAUGUUGAAUGAAGAGCAUCCCAGGAGCAUCCAGCUGUUCUGGGUGUCCAGCGUUUCUUCUGAAUUUGGACCGGAGCGGAGAGGUCGUCCUCUCUCGUUAGAAAGUGUGAUGCAGUUGAACAAUCAUCUCCUCGCUUCCCCAGCCGGACUUCUAACUUUGUGCCUGAACUUUACUUGUAAGAGACAAAUGCAUUGUAAGCUGCAGAUGUUUUGUAUAUAUUUUGUAUAUUUAUUGAUGAUCCUUCUGUUGGAAUAUAUCUGAACGGGUGAAACCCAGUAGUGACGAGGCGCCGUCUGCAGUUUGAUAUGUUUCUGACUGACUUUUAAAGUGUAUCACUAUCUUCCACCGAGCUCAGAGGACUUGACAUUCCCAUAUUUGUGUUUCAGACAGCAGAUUUCAUUUGACCUGUGUGUUGCGUGUGUGUACGGGUGGAGGUUGUGUGUGAAUAUUGCAGAGGUUUGACCAUUCUGUGAAUGAACAGACCUCCAAGAAUGUUCUUUAACAUGCGGGCAUCAUCUGUUAUUUGUAAAUUUGUCCUAAUAAGUUUGUGUUAUUGCACUGUUAACAGGAUUACACUUACUGAAACACUGGUGGACAGAAUCCCUCCUCUUCUCAGUGUAAUCAUUGCUCUUCACAUGUAGUCAGACAAGCUCUUUGCAUGUUUGAGUUUUUAAUAGAACUUUUCAGUUUUCUAAGUUAUGUAAGUUAUCUUUUAUACAAAUAUUGUAAAAUCCAUCAUGUCUCUGUUUGCUUUUGUCACUGAUUUUACACAGGAAGAACAUUUUAGUGCAGUUUACUAGAUGUAGCUCAAAUUUCAUGCUCUGAGCAAUACAGUGUUACAGAAUAAUUGAUGUCUUGUUUACUUAUCACACCAACGAACAGAUGAUACUAAAAAAAAAACAACCCAGAAAUAAUCUGAAAUACUCCUAUCAUAACAUGUACAGUAUGUGUACAGUUUGAAGUAGCCUACAGGCAUGUGUCAAAAAUAAUAAUGUAGCAAUAAAUGUCAUUUUUCAAAUCGUU